CAUUCCGCUGAGCAGUCAUGUGUCUCUAGAAAGCUCUUCCCUUUUCCCCCUUUUAAUGCUUUUAUGAGCCAGUUAAAUCGACUUAAAUAGUGAAGUUUACUUAUCGCAAUCCUUGCAAACGCACCGAAAACCCGCCGGUUUAUUGCCAAAACAGCAGAGGGAAAUGAACUAUGGUGUUAUUUCAGAUUAAAAGCAGGAUUCUGAUUAAAAAGUGGGCCGAGCAGAGGACACCAUCUCCGCCCACUCUGCCGCUGGUCAUGCGGCCUCCACUGUUUUGAUCCACAGCUCGGACAGGAGGGCAGAGAUGGCGGAAGACUGGAUAUCCGGGUGACUUCUUCAGGAGACCCGACUACUAAAGAAAAAACAAUAACUCCGUUGUACGAGAUAAGAUAUUGGAGUUAUCAGGGAAACUGGCAGCUUUGUACGGUACGCGGCUCCGGCCGGAGGACAUGGAGAUCUCUGCGGAGGGAGAGGCGGAGGAGCGCAGGAGGGAGCAAUGGAAACUACUGUCCAGUCUGAAGACCACAGUGGAGGGUCUCGUGUCCACCAACAACCCCAAUGUGUGGUCACGAUACGGCGGCUUGCAGCGGCUCCACAAGGACAUGAACAACAUCCUGAGCCAUGGGCUGAAGAAUGAGCAGGUGUACUACAAACAGAGAGACUACUGGCCGUUUGUGUGGUGUGUUCGCUACAUCAGCCCCCACCUCGCCUCACACGUAGAACAGUUCAGUCGCUUGGAGCCGGUGCUGAGCAGCGGGAUGCAGAGUGCUGGUGAGAGCUACAAAGCUGAGCGCUGGCUGCUUCACAGCUUACAGGUUCACAUGCUGUCGGCUCAGCUCCGACCUUUGCUCCGACAUCUGGGGCACACACGCAAAUAUUAUAAUGAUGAUGCCUUUCUGCUGAGCGAGCCUCAUGUGACCGCCAUGUUCCAGUGUCUGGAAGCUGUGGAGCAGAAUAACCCCAAACUACUCGCCCAAGUCGACACUUUCGGGCUGUCGCCUCUGAAGGGCCCACCAUGUCUGGGCCUAUUGAAGAGCCAGAGCCUGUGUGUGUUGCCAGGGGCUGGUGGGGCUUGGAGGAACGCUGACUCGGCUCCCAGAGGAGACUCUCUAAAUCGCAGACUCACCACUUCCAACUGCUCUCUCCGAGAAGCAGUCACAACCAGCCACAACUCUGGGAACACAACGGGAUUCGGGUCCCAAAGCAACAACAGCACAAAUACUACCUCUACAGUCAGCAGCCUGGGAGCUCCCUGGGUGUGUGUGUCCAGGCCGGGGGAGAGCGAGCGGGGUGUGACGCCCCCACCUGGCCCUGUCUCGGUCCCUUGCAUCUCCCUCACAGAGUCCCCCUCAUCAACUUCCCUUCAGCCAGAGGCUGUGGACUCCUGUGACGGCGAAUAUGACGACGGCCCAGAGUACCUGGCUAUUGGUAAUUUGGGGCGGGGCAGCCGCCGUGACUCCCGAAGCUCCACCCACAGCAGUGAGCCAGGCCUCACCCAGGACCAACGGAGUACCCUUGCCCCGGCCCCACCCAGACGCUCAUCAUUCUCAGAGGGACAGAAGGGUCCAGGCCGGGGGUCCAGGGGACACACCCGCUCGUUAUCAGACACAGGGGUCAAUCAGAAACUCAGGAAUGAAUCGGCAGGGGACGACUGCUGCAUAAAGGAGUAUAGCCCUUUCUCACCUCAGCGCAGUGAUGUCAGCACCCCCAGUUCACUCUACAUGGAGUCUUGGUCCCAUGGGUCCCAGUGCAGCGGUGUUCCUGAUGGGAUGUUCAGGAAGCCGUCAGAGGGUCAGAGCCUCAUCAGCUACCUGUCAGAGCAGGACUUUGGCAGCUGUGCUGACCUCGAGAAGGAGAACGCACAUUUCAGCAUUUCCGAGUCCCUUAUUGCUGCCAUUGAGCUGAUGAAGUACAACCUGCGGCGUCAGGAGGAGGAGGGCGAGGAGGAGGGAGACAGCGACUGUGAGAUUCAGCAGCUCAAACAGAAGAUCCGCCUGCGAAGGCAGCAGAUCAGACGCAGCCGCCUGCCGCCCUGUGCAAACUCCCAGCGCCUUUUCCACUCCACUGACAGCGGAGGCUCCAGAAGGAGCUCUCAGGACUCCUGCCAGGGCCUGUCUGACUCCGGCUCAGCGGAGGAGGUGGAGGAGUGCGAGCUACGAGAUGGCUGUGAGGGUCAGUCCCUGCUGGCGGUGUCUCAGAACGGCCUCUCCCUGUCACUCGCCUCCCUCUUCUCAGAUGCGGACAUUAAGCGCAGUGUAAGCUCCAGCAGCAGGUCGUUUCUCAGCUCAGACUCCAUCUCUCCAGCCUUCCUCCAGUCUAACUCCGCUGAGUCAGUAGCCAUGGGUUUACUCAAGCAAUUUGAAGGCAUGCAGCUUCCUGCAGCCUCGGAGCUCGACUGGCUGGUCCCAGAACACGACGCUCCACAAAAGCUGCUGCCCAUCCCCGACUCUCUGCCGAUCUCUCCUGAUGAUGGUGAACACGCCGACAUCUACAAGCUGAGGAUUCGGGUCCGAGGCAACCUGGAGUGGGCUCCACCCCGACCGCAGAUCAUCUUCAACAUUCAUCCCGCCCCAAAGAGGAAGAUAGUUGUGGCUAAACAGAACUACCGAUGCGCUGGCUGUGGCACCCGCAUCGACCCAGAUUAUAUCAAGCGCUUGCGUUACUGUGAAUACCUCGGCCGUUACUUCUGCCAGUGCUGCCAUGAGAACGCCCAGGCGGUGGUUCCUGGUCGAGUGCUGAGGAAGUGGGACUUCAGCAAGUACUAUGUCAGCAACUUUGCCCGGGACCUGCUGAGCAAGAUUGCCGGAGACCCGCUGUUCAACCCCAAUGACAUCAACAGUGGCCUGUACAAGAAGAUCAAAGCUCUGGAGACCGUCAGGGUUUUGAGGGUGCAGCUGUUUCAUAUGAAGAACCUCUUCAAGACCUGUCGCUUUGCUAAAGAGGUGCUGGACCAGUUCGACAGUCUUUCCGGUCACCUGACAGAGGACCUCCACCUCUUCUCCCUCAAUGACCUCAGUGCUGUGCGCAACGGAGAACUGGCUCCUCGAAUGAAAGAGCUGCUUAAACUUGGUACCAUGCACGUAGCUGGCUGCGUGCUGUGCCAGGCGAAGGGCUUCGUGUGCGAGUUCUGCGGCAAUGAAAAAGACAUCAUCUUCCCCUUCCAGCUGAACAAGUGCCAGCGCUGCGAAGAAUGCCACGCGUGCUACCAUCGCAACUGCUUCAAGACGGGUAAAGAGUGUCCUCGAUGUCAGCGGCUGGCGGAGAGGAGGGAGAGGAUGGCGCGCAAAAACAUGGAGGAGCAAGAGGACGAGGGAGGUGGGACGUAGUGCUGGUGUCGGGACACCUUGAGACUAAAGAAGAGCACAAUGCGACCAUGAUUGUAGUGACUGACCACCUCUCUUUCCGUUCCAGUCCUCACAGACCUCGGUGACGAUACUUGCUGCAAACAAAUGUUUUCAUCUCAAGAGAUUGCCAGAUAUUUAGGUUUUACUAAGGUUGAUUUCCACAUGCAAGUUGUGCCCCUUUCACACAUGCACUUGACUCUGUUUAUAGGCUUUUUGUGUCAGCGUAACUUUUUUAAUAGACUUGAUUUUCCAAGAAAAUGUGUCGAUUUUUACAGAUAAAUCGCUCAGGCUUUCCAUUUUUCAAGUCAGGAUUUCCUUCAGGAAAACAUGGCUUUAAAAAUAUUAAAACACUUUCUAUUCAACUUGAGGUUAUUUAAUUCUCGAGGUGGGAAUCACUAGAAGCCCCAUGACAGAUAUCAUCAGGAUAUUUAAGUUGCAUUGAAUUAUUAUUGUAAUUUUGCGACAUACUGAGUAUACUGAUAACAUAUAUUGCAAUUUAUUUCCUUUCUCUGCUGCAAAUUAUGUCCUCAAAGAAGACAAAUACUGUUAAUUUGUAAUUAAAUAAAACAUCUUAAGUCGGCACCAUCUAGAUGACGAAAACAAGCAUUUAAUUUUUAUUAUUUCAGCAACAUAAAUGUUUAAGUAGUAUUUGUAAAAUGAAUAAUUUCAAUAAGGAAAUAUCAAUACUUCGGGCCGUGUAUCAAUAUAAUCUAAUGUCAUGCAAAAUGUUGUGCUAUUAUGCUCUCAAUUUGUCCCAUUUAAAUAAUUAUUUAUCACUUUUUCGUGAACAUAAUAAGUAAAAUUUCGAACUUUGGUCAACCCUAGUGGCGGUAUGAAAAAAAGACAUUGUGGCAGCUUUGUGAAAAAGUUAUGUGACAAAAUCUUCUGCCUUACAGGAAUAUUUGAUGCUGGCUAUGUUGCAGUUUCAUGUGUGAAACGGGCCUGAGAAUCACUUCAUGUCUUGGCACUUUGUUCCCCUGUGGUAAAACGAAUAUAUUUGGUAUUUGAGUAGAUCAGAAAAACAAGCAUUUGCUCAGAAUAUUGUAACCAGGUUUGAUAUUUCUCCUUCCUAUUAUUGCAGCUUCAGGCAACUGCUUCACCUCUGGUAAUUUUAUUGGCUACUGGCUUAGCUGAAGUUUGUUUUUGUGACCUAAAAAGGCAGGAUCUAUUGUUUUUAAAAAACAAAUGACAAGUAAAAAGUUAUAAUUUCUUUUAUGUUUUGACUGAUUUUCCAGUGCAGAUACUGUAUUUGAGCAAUCCUGCCCCAUAUUUUGACAUUUUUAUUUUAAUUAGAAAAUAUUGAAGAUAUUUAACUAAUCCAUUAUUCUGUUUAUCCUGUUUUAAGCUCUUUUAGCUGCGCUUAUGUGCCUCUGGGACCAAUGAACUUAGACUGGUAGAGCUAGUGGAGUUACAUUGGUAAGUUGAGUUUAAAGAAGGACUGGACUUCAGAGUUGCAAAUAUUUUAAAUGAAACUGCAAAUGCUCCAUUUUUGUGCUGCUUUGUGUGAGUGUGUGUGCGCGUGGUUACUAGAAAAAGCUGUGUGAAUAAGAGUGUGUGUGUGUAUGUGCACACAUGUCUACCUGCUGUACAUGCAGCCAUGCACAAAUGGUGUGCACCAACCUAAUCAGCACUUGUUUUCUAACGCCGUAGGUUUUGGAAUAAUGGAGCGAGUCGAGUUAAUUGCACUGAUCCCGUCUGUUGUUGAGGGGAGUUGGGACGUCACUCUUUUGGGAUUUUUCUGAUGUUCGUUGUAAGAACAUGAACCUUCACCGUGAAAUGUUUCUGUUUCUCUAAUGAAGCUCCUGUCACCUGGGUUGCACUACGUUGUAAGAUUGCAGCAUGCGGUAACGGUAUGAGAUUUUCACCGUGUCAGUAUCGUGGUAUAUGCAAUUACAAAAUUAUUAUUAUUAAUUAGAACCCUUUAAAAAGAUUGAAAAGAGGUGGGUUUUUUUUUGGUUGACAAACACUUUGUCUUUAAGUGUCAGUUUAAGAAAUAAAUGAAAUCAAAUGUUUAAAAUAAAUCGACUAAAUUAAUAUUUUUCAAUACCGUAGAUGAGCAUAUGUGCACAGUUUACCGUAAAACCGAUGCUGCUGUAACCCUACGACAUACAUGGGCUUCAGUCACAAUUUAUUAGAUAAUAUUCAUACUCUUCACAUGCAGCAAAAUCCUCUUGGACUGAAAUUUUUCACAUUUAAGUGGGCUUUCUCCUCCAACAGAUCUUAAUCUCGCACAGGUUCCCAACCUCAUCAGCCCUUUAAGGUAUAUUUAUAUUAAAACAGUCAUUUUUCUCCAAGAUUGUUUUAUUUGGAGAAUUUUUAGAGAUGACAAAAGGCAAAAUAUUCAGUGUUUUUCUUUAGAAUAAAGCAGAAAUUGUAGGAAAGUCAGAAAAAAAUAGAAAGAAAAGCAUUUUUUAAAAUAACAUUUUCUGACUUUCUUGCCCCUCUAAUCAUCUGGUGACUCCUAAAGGUCCUGAUAAGUUUGGAACCUCUGGUCUAGUACACAUUUAAAACAUUUUAGACACUUCUCUACUGCUACGGCUUAUUGCUCCUAGGGCUAAAUCCUAAUUGUCAUUUAGUGACUCUGUCGUGAGUUAGAUUUACUAUAAGAAAUUAAUA
This is a messenger RNA of Centropristis striata (black sea bass), 5960 nucleotides long. RefSeq names its product rubicon autophagy regulator (gene rubcn). The record is from RefSeq and is a predicted model, not a curated record. Gene Ontology annotation, molecular function: phosphatidylinositol phosphate binding. NCBI's taxonomy places the organism in Eukaryota, Metazoa, Chordata, Actinopteri, Perciformes, Serranidae. The coding region runs from base 450 to 3326 and encodes 958 amino acids. The transcript has 21 exons. Gene Ontology annotation, biological process: negative regulation of autophagosome maturation; negative regulation of endocytosis. Gene Ontology annotation, cellular component: early endosome; late endosome.